Messenger RNA from Penicillium cataractarum, 930 nucleotides. RefSeq lists its product as uncharacterized. Bases 1 to 930 code for a protein of 309 amino acids. NCBI's taxonomy places the organism in Eukaryota, Fungi, Ascomycota, Eurotiomycetes, Eurotiales, Aspergillaceae. The transcript has 4 exons. The record is from RefSeq and is a predicted model, not a curated record.
AUGAUUGUUAUCGCUGUCGCUGGUGGUACCGGUGGCGUGGGGAAGACGCUUGUGGAAAGAUUGUCUCAAGAGUCAAGCGUUAAACUCAUUGUCCUAACGCGUAGUGGAGUCGCGCCGCGAGAAAAUGUUCAGUACGUCCAGAUCGACUACAGCGACAUCCCUUCCAUGACCACGGAGUUGGAACGCCAUAAUGUGCACACUAUCAUAUCCGCGAUCGGCCUUGUCUCCGAUGAGACCAGCCAAUCCCAGCUAAACUUGAUCGAAGCAGCGGAAAGGUCAAUCGCAACGAAGCGUUUCAUUCCGAGCGAGUUCUCCUUUAUUCAGACAUCCGAGCUGUUGUCCGUGGACCCGAGUAUCCAGUAUUGGCUUGAUGCUGCAGAUCGUUUGAGAUCUAGCUCUCUGAAGUACACUCGCGUCAUUCCGGGCUUCUUCAUGGACUAUUGGGGCAUGCCACAUGCGAAAACAAAUCUUCAAUCAUAUAUCUUCGGCAUCGAUAUCGCCAAUGGUAUAGCCGCUAUUCCCGGUGAUGGCGAUGAUGUCAUUUGUAUGACUUAUACGUACGACCUGGCGAACUAUAUGGUGAAGAUACUUGAACUCGAGAACUGGCCAGAGUUCAGUGUGCUUGUGGGGGAUCAAGUGACCUACAACGAGAUUCUGGCCAUAGCAGAGGAUAUCAAAGGCAAAAAGUUCCACACGACAUACGACAGUGUCGACCAAAUCAACGCGGGCAGUGUGACUGUCCCACCUAUGCCCAGCACUAUGGGAUCGCCGGAGGAACUGAAGGAAAUUACAGAAUUGGUCAGUCGGCUCACAGUGGCUGGAGUGUUUGAUUUGCCCAAAGAUAACCGUAUGAGUGAUCGAUUCCCCGAAGUACGGCCUGUUAAAUUUAAGGACUUUAUGGCGAAGUGUUGGGUAGAGAAGCAAUCAUAG